Messenger RNA from Porites evermanni, 6418 nucleotides. The record is from the annotation of a GenBank genome assembly. NCBI's taxonomy places the organism in Eukaryota, Metazoa, Cnidaria, Anthozoa, Scleractinia, Poritidae.
AUGCUUGUUACUCAGACCAUGAAGCAGCUGGUGAAAAGAGCAAAGAGACCCACUGCUAAGGAUAUGCGGCAUGGGAGAGUGCCUUAUGAGCCUAAAAAGACUCCAUCCUUUACAAUUCAGCAGAUGUUGCGUAUGUGUGCAUACUGCUUAAAUACAAUCGAGGUAAUCAUAACUCAAGUUUAAAUCCUCUUGACCCUGCUUGUAAAUGGCUAACAGGCUGCCUCCUGCUAGUUAGGGUUGUUUUUUUUAUUCUGUUAUCUACCAUUUGCAUUACCUGUGUUCUGGUUUAAGGUUGUUUUAAGUGGAAGGAUGCCUAUAACCUACAAUUGGCAACACAAUUGUUAAGACAUUGUACUAACUAAAGAUAGGGUAACUUAAGAGAACAAGAGAGUUCAAAAGCCUCCCCCCUCCCUUCCAUUCAAAGUUGGGGUGUUUGAUGUUUUCUAUAGCUAGUUUGAAUAGCGGCACAACAUUGUAUGGAGGGGAUUGGGGAGGAAAAGCUUUAUUCUCCCUUUUUAAAGUCGGUAAAAAAUCAAAAAGCCCCAUUUAGUUGAAGUGUCGCAACUAAUUUUGUUACCCAUUGUAGCUUGAGUAGCUAAUAAUACACUGCAUUUCCAUGUUAAACAAAACAUGUAUCAUUUUACCGCUGAUAGAUUUUAAAAUGAUGAUGAUAAAUUAAAGACCUGGCAGUGAGCUGACUCAAUUGAAUGUGACAAGGAUCUCUUUCAGCAGAGAGCGAGGUUCAUGUUAUCCCAUUUUUUUCCCUCUUGGAAAAUUCUGUUUUUCAUUUGGUGAGCCAAAGAUCUUACUGAAGAAGAACCACAAUAUAACAAAUGGCAAUUAGGAUGUGUAUUAAAAUAGUUUUCACGUCUAGUUUAAAAGAGUUUUAUAAAGGUUGGUCAUAUUCAUAUAUUUCACUAUUGUUUGAGCAAGGAAUAUUGAGGACUUAUGUAGAGGUUAAAUUAAAAGGUACACUACAGGAGGCAAAAAACGUCUGUUUAAUUUUUUGCCAUUCCGGAAAGUGAUAGCUAGCCAGAAAAAUGUAACAGGAGGGUUUAUUAUGAAAUUAAUUUAAUAAUCAUUUAAUAAUUUAGUUCACCAAUAGUUAGCAAAUACCUGUGUUAUUAAUUCACUGUAGCUAAUAAGCUAAUAAUUUGUCACAAGCUUUUAAAGCCUCUCGAGCCUUAAAUGGAAGGUGUGUUAGAAUCACUCAUCACAAUCUGACUAUGAAGAUCGUUCAGAUUCUGAGAGUGAUCUAAAUGAAGAGGUAGAUUCAUCUUAACCUUCCUCGAAUAUGUUCAAGUUGAUCUUUUAUUUCACGUAUUUUUUGGGUAUUGUAAUGUAUGCUAAUGAAAUUAAAACAAAAGACCAAGUUACCUGAGAUAAAAGAAUUGACUACACCGCUUACAGGUGUACAUUCAGGCUCAUUGUUCACACAGUUCCACAUGUAGAUAAGCUUUGAAAUUAGUAUCGUAACUUGUUAGAGAUAAACAUUUCUGAUAGAAUGAUGAAGGGUUGGCCUCAACUAAAGGACAGAGAGGGAAUCUUAGGGUGUUGGUUAGGACCUGAAUUUUUAGAGGUUGUAUUAAACGGAAAUGUAAUUUCCGAGACACGUGCUUGUUUUUUAUCAAUGGGCCAUUUUACAGUUAUGGAUGGAAGCGAGGCUGAGGGUGACCUUGUUUUGAUACAAACCUUCUUUGCUUUGUUAUGGAAAUUGUUCUUGACAAAUACUAGUUAGCAUAAGAAUAACUUGAUUUACAUAAUAAGGCAGGGAGGUUUGUAUCAAAACAAGGUCACCCUCAGCCUCACUUCCAUCCACAACUGUAAAAUGGCCUAUUGUUUGAAGUGCCACCAAUUCCACGUAUAACUUCCACAAACUAAGCAAUGCAGAAUAUUGUAAUAGCCAUUGUGACGACGACCUCUCGCCAAUCUCCCUCGACAAAGUCUGCUGUCGGAUCUUAAGCUGCUUUUUCUCUCUUACCUUAACCUUAAAUCAUUAAGGUUCAAUUUUUUCAAUUUUUUUUUUCCAGGAUAGUGAGUUCGUAGAGUACUUGGCCAAGCUGAGGGAUGCAGUUAAAGUGACACAGAUCCUGGAAAUUGAUGGCCCAGUGUCAGCUUCGAGAGUGGUCAAACAGUGUGACGAGAUUUUAAAUGAAACAGCUACAAGUAUAAACACAGAUAUCAGAAAUGACCGGCCAACGCAAUUCCGCCCUUUGCCAGGGUCGUAACAUGGUAUAUGGGCUCAGGGAUCAAAGCCCAAAAUAUGACUGGGAUCAGGGCUCAAAGGAAAGGGCUCAGGGCUCAGAAGAAUGGGAUCAGGGAUCACAAGGCUUUUGAGCCCGAAUCAGGGAUCAGAUUUAUUACACGGUCUAAAAAUCUCUUAUCACAAUAUUUUUCCGCUUAAUAAAGUUUGUGUCCAUAGAGUUUCCUGGCCGAGGUAAAAUACCUAUUCUUGCUUCCGGCUGGCGGCAGUUCCUGUCAUACGAAGUCCUGGUAUCAUGGUACCAUAUUCUUAAUUUAUUAAUUGUUGAGGGCACCGUAACAUGAAUCUCAAGUCACUUUUCUCGCUUUGUGUAACGCAACUCCUCAGCGCGCUGUCAACGCCAGAGGGCAGAGAAAGCAAUUUAUACAUAUCUUUUUUUGCGAGAAAUGGGGAAGAAGAAAAAGGGCAAAAAAAAAUCCUGUGACAGAGAAAGGUACGUAAGUACUUCCUUGACUGAUUUACUCCUGGCAAGGGUCCAAGCGUAGAGUUUUUCGGCCGAUCAAACAUAACAAUACCACCAGGACAAUAGACAAACCGAUUCACUGAAAGCGGAAGAUUUACUGUAUAGGUCCAGAUUGCCUCGUCGCCUCAGGCAAGUCACAAGGUGACUAUAAAUCGAGGUUCGUAUUUUUUGACCAGUAACUUAACCCUUAAAAGUACUUAAAUAAUUAGAAUGGACGUCAAAAGUAGAAUACAAAAGUACAAUGAAUUCGCGCUCUUUGUUGCAAAAUAAGUGCUUCUUGCAAUUUAAUAAAUCUGCUCUAAUUGCAUGGAGUUUUAGGGUAAUCUCGAACUCUGAUGAGAAACCGAGAUCGGUUCACCUACCAGUACUAGUAUCGGGCCGGGAAAGUAAAGGACACAUUCCAUCUCUGUAUAACUGAUAAAUGCUAGUAUGAUAAAUAGUCUGAAAUUACAGUGUAGAAUUAGUGAAAAUAAGUGGAACACCAAGACUUACCUCGGUGAAAUAAAAGUAACAAGGCCUCUAUAGUUUAUUUUCUUUAGUUUUUUUUAUAUAAAAUAAACGGUUGAAUUGGUGAAAGGAAUGUUGAAUACUAGGUACAAGUAGCAGAGUCUGCAGGAAUUUAUAUAUUAUAGCACUCAGCAUGAAGGGCCACCAGUAAGGGGCCCACUAUUUGAUUUUUUAACCGAGGAUGGGUUAUUUUUUUCAUGAAAUAUUUUUUCAGUUUUCAUUCGUGCAGUCGCUGUUUUGUUUUGCAUAAAAUUUACAGACUUUUUCGGCCCUUUGGGCUAUUCGGCCUCAGCUUAUGUAAUGGUUGGCCCCGAAAGGUAACACCACCUUAGAUUUGGAGCUAUGGAAUUUUUUAGUGGAGUGAGAACACCCGCUCUGAACGACCACGCAUCGCGGCGGCCCAGCUGCCUUUUACAAUCAAUAGAGAGGCUCUACCAAUCCUCACACAGAGAAAGCUGGGUUCAAAGGCACCGGAAUGGCUUGGAAAGUCGCACAGCAAGAGUAAACCUUAAGGAAGAUAUGGACGAGGAAAUGAGCGCGGAGGGAAAGGAGCGACAAAGGAAGGCAUUGCAGAGCUUUGCGAAAGAAUUCGGAUGGGGUGUAUGACAGUAACGAACGAGAGGGAAGACCAAAGAAAGAGCUGGUACACUUCCACUUGCUCUGAGUAUGUUCAGAAGGAAUGCGUCGUCACAUGGAGAAGUCAAUUUGUUGAAAGAGGUUCAAGGGAGUGAAGGACAAACUACAGUUCAAGACGCAGCCGAAGAAUAUAAGAUUAUCUAUUCAAAAGGCGACGUAGUUGGUCUCAAGUACAAUUACAAGAGGUAUAUCAUUCCUCUCCUCCUUGCAUUUCUUUUAAAAGAUCUCCACCAUAACGGUGACGCAUUCCUGGAAGAUCACAUGGGUUUGAGAUGGCUGGAACCUGAAGUCAGAAGAAGAUCCCUUGUAUACCAGACUGGGCACCGUGACGAUUCAUCUAAGUGUAUCAUCAGGAAAGUUUAAAUAAUAAAAGAUGGAAACAACUUCUGUUUGAGCUGCCUUGAAGAGCAACGCCUAGUUGCAUGCAUUGCUCCAGGGGUCAGUUGAAUCAGAUGAUUCAUCUGCGUCACUGAGGUGGUAACGGAGAGGAAGGAGAGCAAGCUUAGGCGGACAACUUUUCAGACUCAAUUAGAUUUGAACUAAGCUGGAAGGAGUAGGUCUGGAAAACCUACAACCAGAUAUGUCCCCUGACAAUCCUCAAUGGUUAUUAAGCCAGGAAAAUCCAUUAAUGGGCUUGACACAGAAAAGCUGUACAACCUUUGGCUUGCAUCAGUUAAUUUUUCUUGCUAUUGGUAAUUGAUCGUGAUCCUCACUGUAACACACACAGAGUGAAAGAGGAAAUUAACAUAAGAUUACACUCUAACAACAUCAAUAGGGAUAGCAGAAUAGAAAGUCCAGUAGCUUAGUUGCCCUUAAUCAAGAAACACAGCAAUAGGAGAUCCGUACGACAGCAGACCAUUGAGGAAAAAACUCAUGCAAACAACGGAGUAAGAAAUGCACCAAUCUCAGCAGCUAAUAAUCGACCGACCAGAACCAGAGCUUGGAGUCAUAUAAGUUCACGUGUGACCCCUCGACGAAGACUAGCAAGGCAAGGUCUUUAAGUUUUGCUUUUUCUAACACUUGAAGGAGGCAGAUGAAACGUCGCGAUCUACAUCAUUAAGUGACUCAAUCGUGAGACAAACGAUUACACUUUAUUAACAUCAAUAUUGUAGACCAGUAACGCGGCCGACGUGGGCAAGCAGAUGUUCGUACUGGACAGGAAUUGGAAAGCUAGAGGAAGACCUUAGUUCAGAAGUACCUUACAGUGACGUUAAUUCAACCGGGGACCAACCAGCGCUCGCUGUGUUUGCUGUUUGACUGAAAAUGUAUUUAUUCGAAUUUUGAAUCCAAUUCUUUCUUGUGAUUGGCUUUUUGACCUCCGGGUGGCCUAGCUCGUAUGAGCAACACUGAAAAUAAACCUUGUAAAUACUCUUGAUGAACGUUACAUCUGAAAAAAUCAAGUGUCUGCCACAGGAUCUUUCAAGAUGUACGAUACUUAAAGGGAAGUAGACUGCUUUUAAUGUAUAAAUUAAAAAUAACUUACAUUGUGUAUCUUACUAAAGCUCCCGUUCAAGAAAAUCAGGUUUUAUCAUUUGUCUAGUAUCACCAAACAUUAUAUUUAAAGUGUUUUAAACAGAAUAAUGCACAAAAAGAGGUUGACUCAUAUUGAUCUUUAAAGCUCUGAUAGAACCUACAACUUGCACUAAAAAUUAAAGCUAAUUUUUUUCUCAUCAGCCCAUUUGAGCAUGUUUUAUAUUCUGUAUUAUGGAGAUUUUUGUCUCAGUUAAAAUUUUGUGUAAAAACAUGGAUGGGAUCAAUUUUUUAAUCAGGGCUCAGGGGUCAAAAUUUUGGGGAAAAUGGGGCUCAGGGAUCAAAAUAACGGCAGGAAAAUAGGGAUCAAUGGGUCCCGGAUAUACCAUGUUACGACCCUGCUUUGCCAGUCAUCAAUUCCUUGAGGGAAGUGUCCUCACAGAUGCUAGCAUUUCAAGCUUCUCCGGACACUCCUGAUGGAAUAGCAUGCAGUUCAGCACUGAAUGCUGCCCGCCAAAUUUGCUACUGGUCAUCCCUUUUCAUGACAAUGAUGGAUGAACGCAAUGUGGUUUAUCCCAUAACUACAAUGCCUUCAUCAACAUCGGAACCAUCAAUGUCUUCUACAUUGUCCUCCUCAUCUUCUUCCGCAUCAGUGUUAUCUUCUAUGAUACUUCAACAUCAUCCAGUCAUUCUCAUUAUCAAAUGCUCCAACGUCAUCUGUACUACAAGAUCACCUUCCUUAUUCCUCAUCUCAUCAGCAGUCUCCAAGUUCAGUUAUAGAUCAUCAGCCUCCCAUCUCCGUUUCUUUGCAGUUUGAGCAGAAUUCCUUUCCUUGUUCUACAGUUUCCUCCAAUGCUUCCUGCAGUGUCUCCAUCGUACUAUUCAUUAUUACCACCCUUGUCCUCUACAUUAUCUGGACAAUUCCCAACAAUGUAUUCAUUCUGUGGUCAACCUGCUCUUUCCUCAUCCUCCUGUUUGCAAUCUCAGUUUUCUCUUUACCUUCAACCUCUCUCAGUCACCUCUGCGCCCAUACAAGUUACACCAUCAUUUUUCCAACAAGUUUCAUCAUUUUCAAGUGA